GUCAGAUUUUACUCCACAAAUUUUACACCAGCUAGGCUAACAGCUGAUCUGUCUCACCGGCCAGCUGUCUCGUUUUUAAUAUUUAUUGGUUUCAUAAACUCAGAACAAUGCCCGACGAUUCUAAAAAGAGCCAUGACAAGAAGAAAAGUGAUCCAAAAGAGCAGAGGCGACCACGCCAAAGAAACCAGCAGGGUUCGGAGAAAAAGCAAGAGAAAAAACCUGAGGAGCCUAAGAAUGUGCCAAAAGUACCUCAAAAGCCUGCCCACGAGAGUCCUCCACCAGAGUUCUAUAAGAACUUAAAACGAGAGACAGAUGAAAUUCUAAAAAUUACAGAGGAAGAGAACUCUAAAUAUAAAAAGAAGGAAAUACAAAGCAACUGGUCUAAAUAUGAGAUGCCCAUUGAGAGUUAUGAUGAAAUCGAGGAACAAGAAAACCUUGGAGCUGAUUAUGAGAAACUCAUAAAUGCUCCAAUGUCAAUAGGCGGUCACUUUCAAUUUAAACAUGAAAAGUCCUGGGACCUAAACACAGGCCCCUCGUUAUACGACAAAUAUUUUGAAAUCAACAUGGAUGACCUUCACACUGCCCUCAACACCAUACCAUUUUACGAAAGGAACUCAAUAAAUGAGGAUGUAUUUAGUGAAACUGAUAUUUUAACUAUGAAUAACAGAUCAACUAGGUUCAAACAAAAGUAUUAUAAUGAUAAAUCAUACUCAACACCGGAAACUGAGGCAUUAGACAAAAUAUGCAGUACUCUUUCUGAGGGUGUGCAUGAGAGUAUAGAGAAACAUAAAAAUAGUGAUUACAUAGACUCGAAAUCCAAUAGUCAUGACAUAACUGAAGAUAAUACUGACGAAAGUCAUGUUAAUUUAUCAAACAUGGAAACAAAAGCCAAUACAGAAACAAAUAAUCAAGAAAAUGUUAUGAAGACUGAAGUUAUAGAAAAAAUAGAACCUACAAUUAAACCUGAUGUUCCUAAUAUAGAAAAUUGUGCAAAAGAUGAUAUUGAUUUUAAUUUCAAAGAAGAUUCAAUAACAUCUGGAAGGGUAGAAAUUGUAAAACUAAUUAGUGAUGAACCUAUUAAGGCGACAGUUCCCAGUAUACCCAAUACACCUGUUGCCCCUAAAGUGGAACCUGUUGUUGCUAAAGUUCCUGCCACUCAAGACUCUGUACCAAAGAAGAACCCAGUUAUCGAAUCUCCUGAAGAUCUCGAAAAGUGGCUUGAUGAUUUUUUAGACGGGUAAAAACACUUACCUCGAUCGUCGCUCACAUUUCAGAACACAUAGUUUUUACGCUUGUGUCAUUAUCACUAUACAAUAACACAAACCCAGAGAGCAUAGCUAGAUAAACCACGAGUGCCAUAAGUGCCAUAAAUAAUACAUUUCGGGUAUGCUAAUGUUUUUUCGAAUGGGUGUAAAUAGUAUUGUAAAUUAUAAUCCGAAAGUCUGACAUUCAAGUAAAAAGAGCACCCACGAUUGUUGGUCCUUCAAAAAUAGUUAAUCAGACACUUGUAUGACUAAUCACAAUUUCCCGUAUUGCAGAUUAGAAUUGAAUUACAACUUUAGAAUGGCCAUGUGAAUUUAUAAACUACAUAUUCGUCUAAUCUAUAAAUGUAAAAAACAUUGUAUAUUAUUUAUGUUAAGGUUUAAAAUUUUGUAAUU
Trichoplusia ni (cabbage looper) is the source of this 1658-nucleotide messenger RNA. RefSeq lists its product as uncharacterized. Bases 108 to 1241 code for a protein of 377 amino acids. NCBI's taxonomy places the organism in Eukaryota, Metazoa, Arthropoda, Insecta, Lepidoptera, Noctuidae. The transcript has 5 exons. The record is from RefSeq and is a predicted model, not a curated record. Gene Ontology annotation, biological process: negative regulation of G2/M transition of mitotic cell cycle.